CAAUCCAAUAUGGCGGCCUCAUCGUGCGAGCGUAAUAUUUAGCACUCGCCCGCCAAAAGAUAGCCUACUGUGCAGGUUAAACUUUAUUAGAGUUCUGUUAGAGCAAGAAAAAAUGUGUAGCAACAUGCAAGAUAAAUUCAAUCUUUUUGGUCGUGGAUUUAUAGCAGUUCAUGUUGGUGCUGGGUAUCAUUCUGUUUCACACGAAAAUGAGUACAAACAGGCCUGCAGAGCUGCAUGUGCCGAGGCCAUGAAAGCUAUCAAACAGGGAUCCUCAGCCAAAGAUGUUGUGAUCACUGCAAUAACAGCUUUAGAGGAUUUUCCUUGCACUAAUGCAGGGAUUGGUUCUAACUUAACCAAAUCAGGAACAGUAGAGUGUGAUGCAAGUAUAAUGGAUGGGAAUUCCUCAGCAUUUGGAGCUGUUGGUGCUCUUAAGGGAAUAAGGAAUCCUAUUCAGGUAGCUGGUAAACUGUUGGAGGGGGACAUGUCAGGACCAUCCGUUUUGGGUCUUAUUUCUCCAAUCUUUCUUGCAGGAGAAGGAGCUUAUCUAUGGGCACUGGAUCAUGGUUUCAUUGCAUGUCGUGAUGAAGACAUGAUCACAGACAAAAGCAUCCAAACAUGGAAAAGAUGCAAGUCAAGAUUAGAGUUAUCUGAUGUAGAUUAUAAAUCCAAGCCAUGUCCACUUGAAAACCUGUGUAAUGUAUCAAAUGAGGGUAACCACAUGGACACUGUUGGUGCAGUUUGUAUGGACAGGCAUGGACACCUCUGUGCUGGUGUUUCCAGUGGUGGUGUUAUUUAUAAAACACCGGGUCGUAUUGGUCAGGCAAGUGUUUAUGGCUGUGGCUGCUGGGCAACAAGUCGUCAAAUGAACAAAGUUGGAGUGGCCUGUUGUACAUCAGGUUGUGGAGAACAUUUGAUGAAGUCCAUUUUGGCCAAAGAGUGUGCCAGAUUGGCGUCAAGAAGGGACGCAGUCAGUGCGGUUCAGGAGGGACUUGAGGACGUGUUUUUAGGGUCACCUUUCCUUUCAACAGUGGAGCAGAAGUUAGGAGGGGUGCUGCUUCUACGAGUGGAGGAAGAGGAGACCGCCGAUGAUUGUACGGUUGAUCUUGUCUGGGGUCACACUACAGAGAGUAUGUGUAUUGGUUACAUGACGGAACAAGAUAAAAGACCAAAGGUUCGGCUCUCUCGCCUGCAUAAGGGACAGCAACAUCCCCUGUUAGUUGAGGGAACAGUUUACCGACUACCCCAUAGAUAGUGUCCGUAUUUACAAACAAAACCAUCUCCUUUGUGCUUCCGUCGUUCUUAAGAUGUUAAGCAACGCUUCCAUUACGUUACAACCCAAGGAAUGACUGCGAAGGAGAUAGUGGUUCCGUGCAUGUCGUACGAGCUCUCUGUAGCCAGAAGCUCUGACAAAUCACCAACUAUUUCAAGCUGGCGACAUCCAGGGUGAAUUGAAUCGAGGUCACGAGUAAUCAAAUGAAAUGUAAACCGUGGAUUUGAUUACUAUGGAAACGAAGAUGGGCUCAAUAAUGAUCCGAAUGAAGAAACAUUUGAUUGAGUGGACCUUGGGAACGAAGAUGUGGUUUGGUGACUCAAAAUACACGAACAAAAAAGGGUGGCCAGUCUUUACUUAACAGAGAGAUAUUCUUGAAUAUAUUUAUGUCGUGGUGUUCCCAUCUAAAUGUUAGGAAAAAGAGCAACAUAUUCCUUAAGCUAGAAGAUUUAUCUAGGAGAAAUUUACCAGCUCUUGAUCUCUUGAUUUCUAAUAGUUUACAUGUUACAUCGCUUCUUGACCACAGGCCUCCCAUAAUACUCAUUCUGUUACACAGUGUACGAGUUAUGGAGGAUGUUUAGAAAAUCACUUUUUGUUGUAAACACGCUUUCAUGUAAUAUCAGUAUGCAAGUAAAAGUCACUGAACUUAAA
This is a messenger RNA of Pocillopora verrucosa, 1921 nucleotides long. Its product is annotated as threonine aspartase 1-like. Gene Ontology annotation, cellular component: cytoplasm. NCBI's taxonomy places the organism in Eukaryota, Metazoa, Cnidaria, Anthozoa, Scleractinia, Pocilloporidae. The record is from RefSeq and is a predicted model, not a curated record. Gene Ontology annotation, biological process: protein maturation. Gene Ontology annotation, molecular function: beta-aspartyl-peptidase activity; threonine-type endopeptidase activity; asparaginase activity.